Saccoglossus kowalevskii is the source of this 3447-nucleotide messenger RNA. RefSeq names its product SWI/SNF-related matrix-associated actin-dependent regulator of chromatin subfamily A containing DEAD/H box 1-like. The record is from RefSeq and is a predicted model, not a curated record. Lineage: Eukaryota; Metazoa; Hemichordata; Enteropneusta; Harrimaniidae. Gene Ontology annotation, molecular function: ubiquitin binding; ATP binding.
CUUCACUGCUAAAGUAAGACAUGCCAUGGAAAGUCACAAGUUUAGACAGAUAUACAGGUGAUUCCAGAGACUCCAUUAUCGGAAUUACCAGAAUCCUCGAGUCCAGUGUUCAAAAAAGCUAUCAAAGAAUCAGCCAGUGAUAUUCAGUAUAUUUCUAGCUCUGAAGACGAAGACAAGCAAAGGCCUGCACCUCAAGUACAAUUAAAGCCACUAAAAUUGAAGAGAAAUCCAAACAAUCAGGUGUUUGAGAUAAUGUCUUCGCAUAGUGAAAACGAAUCCUCAGAAGAAGAUAACUGUGGUAAAGCACAUAGCAGACCUUGCAGCUCCACAUCGGGCUAUUGUUCGAACAACGAUGAUGAUAGGAAAGAAAGAUUAAAAAGUUUACAAAACCUGUUUGUCAGUCGAAGUAAAGAAGAGUUAGAAGAGUUUGUGAACUCCACCAAUACAUUAGAUGAAGCUGUAAAUGCAGUGUUAAAUUCUAAAUCAUCAAAAGGAAGAAAAAAACGGAGCAGGCAAGAAUCUGUCGAGCAUUCACAAGACACCCAGCGAACAUACAGCAAUGAGUCGAUAAUUGCUCCAAAGAAGAGAGCUAGAAAAGAACCACUAGCCCUUGAGGAUAGUUUCACAGACUCAGACGCUACGUUGAUUGGUUCUCAAAAUAAAGAUAAACUUAUAGAGCAGCUGAAAGAUAUGUUUCCAAAUGAAGGCACGCAGGACUUAGAACGCAUAUUAGAAAACAGUGAUUGGUCUGUUGAUGCUGCUGCUACAAUCGUAUUGUCGCUAAAAGAUGAGGAUGAUUCAGUAGAAACUAAGCCACAAGAAGAGAAAAAGAUUGAAGUGAAAAAAGCAAAAGAAAGAGAAGAAUCUCCAAAAAAUAAUCAGAAAAUGUCUAAAUCUACAAAAAGCAAAACGGAUAAGAAAUCAGCAAAGCAAGAAGGUUAUCGUAGAAUUGUUGUGGUGAUUUCAAGUGAUGAAGAAAAUGAGGAAAAUCAGAAUGGAAAAGAUGAAGAUAGCGAUAGUGAUGCUGAUGACAAAAAAAAACAGGGUACUUGUAAGGACACAACAGAUGGUGCCCAUCAUAGCAGCAAUAUUAACGGUGCAGCUGGCACUGAAAGCGAGGAUUCUGAAGAUGGUGGAGAUGAUGAGGAAGAAGGCUAUGAUAGCGAAGACAGUUACGUUGAAGAAGGUUUCUGUUUAGAAAGUAAAGAAGUAAUUGUGACAUUUUUCAACGAGUCCACUCUGGAGGAAUUACAGAUGGUACCUUUUUGUUCCAAGAAAAAAGCUGAAAAGAUUAUUGAAAUGCGUCCAUUUGACGGUUGGAAUGAGCUGUGUCAAAGUAUGGAAGAAACCAAAGGUCUGACGAUUGAUUUAGUAUAUGACAGUAAGACAAUACUGGAUGAACGAGAAGUGGUGAAACGACUCAUGAACAAGUGCCGAAAAAUAGCGACUGGUUUGCAAAAAAUUAUUGCCAGGAAUUCAGAUGAUGGUAGUGGUCCAGUGGAGCCAGCAGAUGACCAGAUUGUGGAGCAGCCGAAAAUUUUAGAUGCAAAUUACUCUUUGAAGCCAUAUCAGAUAGUUGGACUAAAUUGGCUGGUUCUCUUGCACAGACAGGAAGUUAACGGUAUACUGGCUGACGAAAUGGGUCUUGGUAAGACUGUUCAAGCUAUAGCAUUCCUAGCACACUUGUUUGAAGAAGGUGACAAGGGUCCUUUUCUUAUAAUUGUACCAUCGUCAACCAUAGAGAAUUGGGUGAGAGAGUUAAAUAAGUGGUGUCCGUCACUUGAAGUUCUACAAUAUUAUGGUUCACAAGAUGAAAGAAAAGCAUUCCGAUACCAUAUCUUGUCAGGCAGACUCAACUUUCAAGUGAUGAUAUCAACUUACAACAUGUGUAUGAAUAUGACAGAAGACAAAAAUCUUUUCAAAAAACUUGACUUUCAUUAUAUGAUAAUUGACGAAGCACACAUGUUGAAGAACAUGAAUUCACUGAGAUAUAAAAAUAUGAUGAAGAUAAGGGCAAAGAGGAGACUAUUAUUAACAGGCACACCGCUGCAGAAUAAUUUAUUAGAGUUGAUGUCUUUGUUAUGUUUUAUAAUGCCACAUAUAUUCAUGAGAGGUGGAAGUACAGAUCACUUGAAAAGAAUGUUUGCUGCAAAAUAUAGCAGUGACAGCGCUGAACAGAGUAAUUUUGAGAAAGACAGAAUAGGUGACGCUAAGAAGAUUAUGCAACCAUUUGUACUGAGGAGAAUAAAAACUGAGGUACUUAAUCAGCUACCAAAGAAGCAUGAUUGCAUUCAUAGGUGUUCCUUAUCUGACAGUCAACGCAAGCAAUACACCAAUCUGGUUGCCGUAUUGACCAAGUCAUUACGUAGUAAAACAGAAUCUGGCAAUCUCGCUGGUGCUAUGAUGCAGCUACGAAAGAUGGCCAAUCAUUCCCUGCUACAUAGGCACCACUUUAAUGAUGGAAAACUUAGAAAAAUGUCAAAACUUAUGCUAAAGGAACCAACCCACCACGAUGCAAGUGAUGAGCUUAUAUUUGAAGAUAUGUGCGUAAUGUCUGACUUUGAACUUCAUGGGUUGUGCAAUCAGUACUAUUCUAUCAGCUCUUUUACAUUGCCGACAGAAACUCUUCUUAACUCAGGAAAAUUUUAUAAACUUGAUAGUCUGCUGCCGGAGAUGAAGCAAAGGGGGGACAGAGUAUUGCUGUUCAGUCAGUUCACCAUGAUGUUAGAUAUCAUUGAAGUCUAUAUGCAGUAUCAUAAACACAAGUAUUUAAGGCUUGAUGGGCAGACACCGGUACAAGAAAGGUUACAACUUAUUGACAAGUAUAACAAUGACAAUGGUAUAUUUGUCUUCUUGCUGUCUACAAAAGCUGGCGGCUUGGGUAUCAACUUGACAUCAGCCAACGUGGUAAUCAUACAUGAUAUUGAUUUCAACCCGUAUAAUGAUAAACAAGCUGAAGAUCGAUGUCAUAGGGUAGGACAGACAAGGGAUGUUACAGUGAUCAGAUUAAUUUGUGAAAACACAAUAGAAGAAGCAAUGCUCAAAUGUGCAAUGGGAAAAUUAAAACUUGAAGCUGAUAUCACAGCAGAUGAUGGUGAUGAUGAAAAUGCAACCGAUAUGGCCUCUUUGCUGAGAGACUCUUUGGAACUUUGAUGCGAUGCAAUCUUGGCAACUUUAAAGGAAUGGCUCCCACAAAUUAAUAGAUGUAGAUUGCUCAUGCUUUCUUUGAUGCAACAAGCAAACAAAGCCUCCGUUCGUUAUCAUCGAUACAUUUUAAUUAUGCACACCUUUCUUACCUUGAUAAAUGAUACCACAUUAGGAUAACUAGUGAUGUGUAUUUUUUAUUUCAGGUAGAUAAACUGCAUUUUGUGUUAUUUAAAGACCAACUGCCUGUACAGCAAAUAGCGUAAUAUAUAUAGUCAUGAUGAAUAAAUUGAAAACUGGAGA